UUGAAACUUGAUAACACACAGUAACGCGUUCUUUGAAUUUAAGCUCAACACACCCUCCAAAUCAAGAAAGCUCUCAUCUUUUUCUUUUUCUUCAACACGCAAAAAUGGCCACCGGGGCGUGGCCCGUAGCCGCCGUAACACUGGUGCUUCUCCUCUGUUCCUCCAUCCCAAAAUCUGAAUCCCAACAAGAGUACGUCAACAACAAACAACUAAAUUGCUCCAAUCACGAUACCAACGCCACAAGUGGCAACCUCUGCAACAGUGUUCCAUCAUGCAUCUCCUACCUCACCUUCAAAUCUUCCCCAGAUUACAACAGCCCUGUCUCCAUAUCUUACCUCCUCAACUCCAACACCACCGUCACUGCCGCCGCAAACAAUAUCACCGACGUCCAAUCCAUCCCCGUCGACACCCUCAUCACCAUCCCCAUCAACUGCUCCUGCUCGGGCCUCUACUAUCAGCACAACGCCUCUUACACCAUCAAAAUACAGGGCGAAACCUACUUCCUCAUCGCCAACAACACAUACCAGUCCCUCACCACGUGUCAGGCUCUCAUGGCCCAAAACACCUACGGCGAACGUGACCUCGUUGCGGGUCUCAACCUCAACGUUCCUCUCAGGUGUGCCUGCCCCACCCAGAAACAGAGCGAAGCAGGGUUCAAGUACUUGCUCACUUACUUGGUCUCUAAAGGAGAAACGGUUUCUUCCAUCGCUGAAAUUUUUGGUGUUGACCAGCAGAGCAUCCUCGAAGCAAACGAGCUUUCUAAUCCCUCUAUUUACUACUUCACACCGAUUUCAGUUCCUUUAAAAACAGAGCCGCCAACGAAUUUACUGAGAGCAGCGGCUCCCCCGAACGACUCCCCGUCACCGCCGCCCCCGGCGGCGGAGGGAGACUCGGACUCUUCCAAGAAAUGGGUCAUUAUCGGAAUCGUGGUUGGGGUUGUUGUGCUGCUUCUUGUCUGCGCUGCUCUGUUUUUCUUCUGUUUCUAUCGGCAGCGACGGGUACAAUCGCCAUCGCCGACUCCGCCAGCUAAGGCUUUCUCGGGCCCCACCCACAAACAGAGUGAAGAAAUGACUCUUCCGACGACGCAGUCGUGGUCUCUUUCUUCGGAAGGGAUUCGCUACGCGAUCGAGUCGUUGAGCGUGUACAAGUUUGACGAGUUGCAGAAGGCUACGGGGUUCUUCAGUGAAGAGAACAAAAUCAAGGGUUCUGUUUAUAGGGCUUCUUUCAAGGGUGAUUAUGCUGCGGUUAAGAUUCUCAAAGGGGAUGUGUCGGGCGAGAUCAACAUUCUCAAGAGGAUUAACCACUUCAAUAUUAUAAGAUUGUCAGGUUUUUGUGUUCACAAAGGUGACACCUAUCUUGUGUACGAGUUUGCCGAGAAUGAUUCUCUCGAAAAUUGGCUGCACAGUGUUAAUAAGAAAUACGAGAAUUCGGUGUCUCUGAGUUGGGUGCAGAGGGUUCAUAUUGCUCAUGACGUUGCUGACGCGCUGAAUUACCUUCAUAACUAUACCAAUCCUCCUCAUGUGCAUAAGAAUUUGAAGAGUGGGAACGUGCUUUUGGAUGGGAAUUUCAGGGCAAAGGUUUCGAAUUUUGGGUUGGCGAGAACGGUGGAGGGUGAAGGGGAUGAAGGGGGAUUUCAAUUGACAAGGCAUGUGGUGGGGACUCAAGGGUACAUGUCACCGGAGUACAUUGAGAAUGGUUUGAUUACUCCAAAGAUGGAUGUUUUCGCGUUUGGGGUUGUGCUUUUGGAGCUUCUUUCAGGGAGAGAGGCUGUUGGUGGGAGUAAGAAUGGUGCUGGGGAGCAGAUGCUGUCGGUGACUGUGAAUCAGGUGCUUGAAGGAGACAACGUUAAAGAGAAACUUCGAGGUUUCAUGGAUCCAAAUCUGAGAGAUGAAUAUCCAUUGGAACUGGCUUAUUCCAUGGCUGAACUUGCCAAACGCUGUGUUGCUCGUGACCUCAAUGCAAGACCACAGAUUUCCGAGGUUUUCAUGACUUUGUCCAAGGUUCAAUCCUCUACGAUGGAUUGGGAUCCCUCUGAUGAGCUUGAACGGUCUAGAUCUGUCAGCCAAAUCUCUGAUAGCAGAUAGAUGAGGAACUUGGUGUUAUGGUAUUGUCAAUAGCUUCAAUGGAAUAAAGAGUUUUUAAAAUUUUGAAUUCUUUGGCCUGUUCUGUAUCACAUGGACUGAUGGCUGCUACAACGAAUUAAAGUCCAUACUUACACAUUCCGACAUAUCAUUCUUUAACAUAUUUGGUGUCUCAAUAAAUGAUGUUGUCUCGUUUGUUAAUGAUGAUAUUGAUAUCAAAUACGACUACUGAAAAUAAUUCAGCUAGGACUAAAAAGCAAGGAUUUCAACUUGUAUGUUUUCUAUUUCUUUUCGUGGAAUAUUGUUUUACUUCAGAGUAACAGAAUGUGAAACGUGAACAUUGGAAUUUUUUUGGUUUA
Messenger RNA from Vigna unguiculata (cowpea), 2440 nucleotides. RefSeq names its product Protein kinase superfamily protein (gene LYK5). The record is from RefSeq and is a predicted model, not a curated record. NCBI's taxonomy places the organism in Eukaryota, Viridiplantae, Streptophyta, Magnoliopsida, Fabales, Fabaceae. Gene Ontology annotation, molecular function: ATP binding; protein kinase activity. Gene Ontology annotation, biological process: protein phosphorylation.